UACUAAAUUUCCAGCUAAAAGCCUAGGUAAAAAGCCAGGCACCCCGCGCCGCUGCCUCCCUCCAUCAGCAAUGGCCGGUGCACACUGCGCCGCCUUCUCCGUUUUCAAAUCACUUUCUAACACCGCCCCAAAAUUACUAAAACCACUCCUUUCUUCUUCCAUCUCCUAUCCUCCUCGCUAUCCAAAAAAGCUCACGAAGCGGAAAAAUCACUUGCGCCCCAAAAUCCUCAAAAUCCUAAAAAAGCCAUACCCAAUAGAGCCCGUAAUCCCUAUCUUAUUGCCGCCUCAAAACGACAUCAUUUCCGAACCUCAACUCGAUGAACUCGUCGGAGUUGUCCCUGCCGUUGAUGAAGUUGAGGAAGUUCAGGUCACGGGGACCGAGAGCGUUGCAGGAGGGUACAGUGGCAUUUUUGGUAAAUUGUCUGCAAUGUCUGUCUUGAAAGUUGGCUUGGGUUUAUUUGGGGUUUUGAUUUUGCAAACAAUUUGUAGUGUUUGUUUUCUGGAAAAUUCAAAUUCCGACGAGGAAAACAAGAGUUUGGAUGUUUCAGAUACGGGUAUUAAUAGAAUAAGAAAAGGCAACUUUUUGAUGGAUAAAAACGUGGUUUAUUUGGAUGAAACUGAGUUAGAAUAUAGAAUUAAUGAAAUUAGGGCAAUGGCCAGAGAAGUGCGGAAGGUUGAGGACAAGGCACGGGGAAUUGAUAACGAUAAAGAUGGCAUUCCUGACGAAUUUAUGAGUUUUAAUAGUAGAACAAGCAUUGAAAAAGAGAUUGGCACAAGAUUGUCUAAGUUGGAGAAGAAGUUGAAUUCUAGGAAAGGGAAGUCACCCGGAUCAUACAUGAACAUUUUGAACGAGGUUAAUGAUAUUGAAGAUGGUAAAGAGAUGGAUGAGACAUUAAUGUUUAAGAAAAAAUUUAAGUUUAGGAAUCCUACGAGUUUGAGAAGUGAUGCAAAGGGGUUUUCAGGUUUUGGGGAUAGUUCAACGUAUAAGAAAAAGAAGAGUGGUAUUGCUAGUGCAAAUCGUGAUUCAGGUGAAAGCAUUUCGGGGACAGUGAAAAAGGAGAAGAAUGAAACUGAAGCAUCAGGUAGAGGUUCAAAAGGCUUGCAAAAUAAGGCAGAAAACUUGGAGAAGAGGCAAAAGGAAAUGGGAGUUGGGAACACUGACAAGAGGUUUGGUGCUAGCCUGGAGAAGAGUCGUGGAAGGUCUAUGGUUGAAGUUAUGAAGUCUAGAGAAACAAAAGAUGUAGAUGUGCCAAAGUUGCAGAACUUCACAAAAGGAAAUCAGGAAAAGCCCAUGAAAUUUGAUAAAGAUUCUCUGGGUGGAAAUGGUUCAUCAGGUGAUCAAUCAGAUAUCAAGUCUGAUUUGUGGUGGCUGAAGCUUCCUUAUGCUUUGGCUAUUCUUAUGCAGAGAGGUUUGGACAAUGAUGGUCCCGGAGGCCUUUUUACAUUAAGAAUUAGUUCUCAGGGGCAGCAGCAGAGUGAGAUUUCAUAUAUCAUUGCAUUUGAGGACCAUGUUGAUGCUAAUAACUUUUGUUGUCUACUCGAAUCAUUUUUUGAGGAUCUAGGUGAUUUUAGUGCUGACAUUGUUCCUCUAUCUGUGAAAGAACUUCAUGAAGAAGUUAAAUCAGGUAUGAAAAACGUUAUUGUUUUGAAGAAGAGGCAGCUUAAGCUUUAUGCUGGACAGCCAUUUGAUGAUGUUGAGAAGGCCUUAUUCUCGCUGAUAGAAGAAAAGUAGCACAACCUUUCACUGCUUUCUUCUACGGUUUUGUGUCGUGGACAUGGGAACAUUUGUUAAAUUCCCCUCUUUUGGUGACAAUUUUGUGCAGGAAGAUUCUUCUGGUUGAAAUCACAAUUUUGUGGACAAAGUAAACCCUAGCCCACUGUAUUUGACGAUUGCACUUCUUCUAUUGAUGUAGCUGAAAUAAUAGUUGAAUGUUGCUUGUUUUCAACAAA
Molecule: messenger RNA, 1950 nt
Organism: Mangifera indica (mango)
Lineage: Eukaryota; Viridiplantae; Streptophyta; Magnoliopsida; Sapindales; Anacardiaceae
Exons: 4
Coding region: 71-1732 (553 amino acids)
Source: RefSeq, a predicted model, not a curated record